AUGAACGGCACUUCAAAAUCAUCGUAUGGUAAUUGUGAUACGUGCGAUCAACCACAAACUGACAACGGAUGGUGUUCUGUGUGCCAAACUAAAAUAUUUCAAGAGAAUUUUAUAAAUUGGACAAGCGGUAAUCAAAAAAUUGAUGAACUAAUCCAGGAGACGCAAAUUAAUCCAAUCAACCCUGGUCGAAUAUUGGAAUGGAUACCAUAUGAAAAGAUUAAAAUCGUGAAAAAAAUAGGCAAAGGUGGCUUUAGCACUAUUUAUGAAGCAAUUUGGAUUGAUGGCCCAAUAGUUUGGGAUGGUGUAAAGUUGAACAGAAAAUCUAAUUGUAAAAUUGCUUUGAAAAAUUUGGAUACUUCAUCUGAAUCUUUGAGUGAUGAAUACUUAAAUGAGUUAAAACUUCAUUUACGUUGUAAUAAUUCAGGUCAAUUAAGUCUCAAAUUACCAAAUACAACAGGAAUUUUAAAGUUAAAUGAAAAUUGA
Molecule: messenger RNA, 483 nt
Organism: Entrophospora sp. SA101
Lineage: Eukaryota; Fungi; Glomeromycota; Glomeromycetes; Entrophosporales; Entrophosporaceae
Source: the annotation of a GenBank genome assembly